GAUGACCUCCACCCCUCAACAUCCCAGUCACACACUAACCAAUAGAAUGCUUUUCAUGAUAUUUUAGCAGCAACACCCAUCCCACGUCACUUGGUCCCCCCUCCUCCUCUGUGUCUGUCUAUGUGAGCAUCUAUGUGUCUGCAUGCGCGGUAGGAUAAAUCCAGCCUUUCCUCCGGUCUCUUCCUUUCUUUCUCUCUGUCUCCCUCUCACGCACACACAUCCAGGUGCUGCUCUUUGCCAACCCUCUGUCACCUACAUCCUCAAAUUCGAAACUCUUCGGUUGUUUGCCCACUUUUUUGUGCUGUUUAACUCAACUCUCAGCCUUCAUGGAGGAUUACCACAAACCGGACCAGCAGACAGUGCAGGCGCUGAAAAACAUCGCCAACCGCCUCCGAAUCAACUCCAUCAAGGCGACCACUGCAGCAGGCAGCGGACACCCAACAUCAUGCUGCAGUGUGGCAGAGAUUAUGUCUGUGCUCUUCUUCCAUACCAUGAAGUAUCGCCCUGAAGACCCGAGGAACUUCAACAGUGACCGCUUCAUCCUGUCCAAGGGUCAUGCUGCUCCUGCCUUGUACUCCAUGUGGGUUGAAACAGGUUUCCUGAAAGAGAGCGAUCUCCUCAGCUUGUGCCAGGUUGACUCUAGCCUGGAGGGCUACCCAUCCCCUAAGCAGCAAUAUGUGGACGUUGCCACUGGAUCUCUGGGGCAGGGCCUUGGUGUUGCCUGUGGGAUGGCUUACACUGGGAAAUACUUUGACAAGUCCAGUUACCGUGUGUACUGCCUGUUGGGGGAUGGCGAGAUGUCAGAGGGUUCUGUCUGGGAGGCCAUGUCAUUCGCUUCCUACUACCAGCUUGAUAACUUGGUGGCUAUUAUGGACAUCAACCGUUUGGGCCAGAGUGACCCUGCACCCCUGCAGCACCAUGUGGAGAAAUACCAAAAACGCUGUGAAGCUUUCGGGUGGCAUGCCAUCAUUGUGGAUGGACACAGUGUGGAAGAGCUUUGCAAGGCUUUGAGCCAGCCACGUCAUCAACCCACUGCAAUCAUUGCUAAAACCAUCAAGGGCAAAGGCAUUCCAGCUGCGGAGGAUAAACUGGGCUGGCAUGCCAAAGCUCUGUCCAAAGACAUGGCUGAUGUGGUCAUGAAGGAUCUGCAGAGCCGCAUUAUGAACACCAGUAAGCACCUCUAUCCACCUGCUCCCAUCGAGGACUCCCCACCUGUCAGCCUGAGGAACAUUAGGAUGCCGAGCGCACCCAGCUAUAAGCCAGGAGAAAAGAUUGCUACUCGGAAGGCAUAUGGCAUGGCCAUAGCCAAGCUGGGCCGCUACAAUGAGCGUGUUGUUGCCCUUGACGGAGACACCAAUAAUCUCACAUACUCGGAGAUCUUUAAGAAUGAGCACCCAAACCGCUUCGUUGAGUGCUACAUUGCUCAGCAAAACAUGGUCAGCGUUGCCAUGGGAUGUGCAGCUCGUGAGAGGAACAUUGUGUUUGCCAGCACUCUUGCUUCCUUUUUUACUCGUGCCUAUGACCAGCUUCGCAUGGCAGCAAUUUCAGAAAGCAACAUCAACCUGUGCGGUUCCCACUGUGGUCUGUCCACCGGAGAAGAAGGCCCCUCCCUGAUGGCUCUAGAGGACAUGUCCAUGUUUAGGGCCCUGCCUAAUGCAACCAUUUUCUACCCCUGCGAUGGAGUGUCCACGGAGAAAGCUGUGGAACUGGCUACAACUACAAAAGGUGUUUGCUACAUCCGAACCAGCCGCCAAGACAACCCCAUCAUCUACAACAGCAAUGAAGAUUUCCAUGUUGGACAGGCAAAGGUGGUGUACCAGAACAAGGAGGACCAGGUGACUGUUGUUGCAGCUGGAGUGACUUUGCAUGAAGCCCUUGCUGCAGCUGAACAUCUGAAGAAAGAGAGGAUCUCUGUGAGAGUCGUCGACCCCUUUACAAUCAAACCGCUGGACAUUAAAACCAUAAUGGAUCACACACGAGCCACAAGGGGACGUAUCCUCACCGUUGAAGACCACUACUAUGAAGGUGGUCUGGGGGAAGCAGUGUCCUCAGCAAUGGUCAACGAGUCUGGCUUCAGUCUGAACCGUCUGGCUGUGUCCCACACUCCCCGCAGUGGCAAACCACACGAGCUGCUUAAGGUUUAUGGCAUUGACCGUGACUCCAUUGCCCAGGCCAUCCGCAAGAUGCUCAGCAGCUCUACUAAUGCCAAGUAACUUUCUCUGUGCCCCACCCCAACCUAUCUGAUAAAUGUCAGCAGUGAUGUAUGUUUUUGAUUCACGACACCCAGCUCUUUCAAGUCAUUCACUGUGAAUACCCAUAAACGUAUGCUAAAGUAUUGUGAUUUUGUGCCGUUUCCCUUGAAGUAGUUUCACAUUAACCCUCUUUUUGUGCAUUCACCUCAGACACACUAACAGAGACAUACAAAUUCAAACACACGCAUACAUUCCCAGUCAGAAUCUACAUGUGGACAUUUUACAGUCCGAAAUUAAAAUGUGGCCAUAGCUAACUGACUUUACAUUUAAAAAACUAUUGAUCGAUUAUCAGCACAUUAUUUGUAUCACCUGUUUUUAAACACUCUUUUAUGAACCUAAUUAAACUGGAAAUGGUUGUGUAUUGUUCUGAUGUAGUUCAUAAGACUGGGUGGGGCAUAGUUCGAAGGUGGGUGUGUAUCAUGACGACUGUGUCAGAAAGAAGCGAAGCGAGUCGUUGUUUGUAGAACGUAGUAGAAAAAAAUUAAACAAAUGUAGGAAGGACAAAAAGAGCAGGCACAGAAAACCACAAGUCUCAUGAUAAAACGAGUUCAGCCUUUUUGUUUUAAAAAAAUAAGUUCUGUCCAUUCAGCACUGCAUUUUUUAUUGAGUUUAAAGGUACCAUAAACAAACACACCUCAGGGCUGUAGGUCUAUCAAGCUUUGAUAGAGAGUAUAACAAUUAAGGCUAUUGUGAGUUUAAAGGUAGAUAGGGAGCUAGCUGCCUCUGACUUGUGAACCUAAGAACAAACACUUUCUUUGUUACUUGAGAUUUUGUAUGUCCCAUACUUUCAUGUAAUAAAGCCCUCUACAUUUGACAAAAUUUUUGUUGAUGUGUUUUUCAAUUAACACACACAUAGACACAGCAUUUUGUACAGUGUUAAAGUGGCUGAAAAGCACAAGCAUUAUAACUACUGGAUUGCAUACACAUAUUUUAUAUAUAUGAAAAUGCGUGGUAUUUUGACAUUGUUUCUGUUACACGUUAUUUAUUCAUCCACUGGACAUCUCUGAGCUUGCAGGUGCACCUUCCUCUUACUAGAAAACAACCAUCCGAAGAGUCUGACGUGCUUGUUUUGAUGAUAUAAAUUAUUUCCCAGCAUUUCUGAACCUUUUAAAGUUUAUCAUCAAGUCAACGUCAACUCUUUGGCCUGUAUUGUUUCACAGAAAUGUACUGCCUUUGACUCCACUCUGUGGUUGUAAAUUCAUUUAGACCUCCAGGCACUCUUUCUCUUUCUUAGCUACCUCAGAAAACUGUAUUUCCGUUUGGCUCCCCUUAUAGAAAACAUUAUGAUUCCACAUCCAUAAGACAGUGUGUACACAUGAUAUGAGCUGAGAUUCACAAUGGCAACAAAAAGGGCGAAACAAAAACCCCAGUACACAUCUCUUUUGUCAUAAGGAGGGCCUUUACAUUCCUUAGUAUGAGCUGGUAGCUCUGCGAUUAUGCCUAUAAUCUCAAAAACUAUUAAGAAAAAUAACCCAAAAACUGAUGGAAUUGCAAGCGAAUAAAAUGGCCUAUAGAGUGCAGUUCCACAUCCCAGCCCAAAGCAGAGUGAAUAAAAAUGGUAAUAUUUGUCUUGUUGGUAAAAGUCAGGAGUGGAAUUUCUUCCAUUUUCCAUUUGAGUUUAGCCCAGCCAGGUUAAUUCUCCUGCCAAGUUAAGCAAUAAGACAAUCAACAUAAACUUCCUGAAUCCUGUCAAACCACUCUGUCAAGUG
Menidia menidia (Atlantic silverside) is the source of this 3961-nucleotide messenger RNA. The record is from the annotation of a GenBank genome assembly. Lineage: Eukaryota; Metazoa; Chordata; Actinopteri; Atheriniformes; Atherinopsidae.